AUGUCGGAUCCCUUCAGCAUAAACGGCGGAGCCGUCGUCGCGAUGGUCGGCAAGGACUGUGUCGUGAUCGGUUGCGAUCUCCGCCUCGGAAUGCAGGCCCUCACCGUCUCAAAUAACUUCCCCAAGAUCUUUUCAUACGGCGACGCAUACCUAGGGCUGACAGGCCUCGGCACCGACGUGACGACAAUGUCCGAGCUCAUGCGCUACAAAGUGAACCUGUACCGCCUGCGCGAGGAGCGCUCAAUCGAGCCCGAGACGAUGGCGAACCUCGUCUCAUCAACGCUAUACGAGCACCGGUUCGGGCCGUACUUCCUAUCGCCGGUGAUCGGGGGGAUCAACCACCGCACGGGCAAGCCGUUCAUCUGCGGCUUCGACUCGAUCGGCUGCAUCGACUUCGCCAAGGACUUUAUCGUGAGCGGCACCGCCAGCGACCAGCUCUACGGUACCUGCGAGAGUCUGUGGGAGCCCAAUCUUGACCCCGAGGACCUCUUCGAGACUUGCUCCCAGGCGCUCCUGAACGCCGUCGAUAGAGAUGCCCUCUCCGGUUGGGGCGCGCAUGUCUACAUCAUCACGAAGGAUAAGGUCGUCAAGCGGCUGCUGAAGGGUACGGAGCUUCCCAUCCUCCUCCCCAUCUCCCCCACCUUCGUGCCGGGAAUGAAGCUGACUUGUGGUCGUGGUGUAUAGGAAGACAAGACUAGAGCAGCGGAACGGGCAAGGG
Tricharina praecox is the source of this 718-nucleotide messenger RNA. RefSeq names its product proteasome subunit beta type-3. NCBI's taxonomy places the organism in Eukaryota, Fungi, Ascomycota, Pezizomycetes, Pezizales, Pyronemataceae. Gene Ontology annotation, biological process: proteasome-mediated ubiquitin-dependent protein catabolic process. The record is from RefSeq and is a predicted model, not a curated record. Gene Ontology annotation, cellular component: proteasome core complex, beta-subunit complex; proteasome core complex. The transcript has 4 exons. The coding region runs from base 1 to 684 and encodes 227 amino acids.